This is a messenger RNA of Truncatella angustata, 261 nucleotides long. RefSeq lists its product as uncharacterized. The record is from RefSeq and is a predicted model, not a curated record. The annotation marks the transcript as partial. NCBI's taxonomy places the organism in Eukaryota, Fungi, Ascomycota, Sordariomycetes, Amphisphaeriales, Sporocadaceae. The transcript has a single exon.
UUUGACUUCUAUAUCGAAGGAAGAGUUAAAGGAGUUUUAGUAAAAGGAUACUUUAACAUACGAGCGAACGUACUACUAGACCUAGCGCCUAAGCUGCUACUAGGAACCAAGUUUAUAACGGACCAUGGGGUUAAGAUUAACUUUGUUAAGUCUAUAACAAGCUUUAGGUCGGUUUUCAACAUAGUAGUAGAAGGGCACGUUACUCGAAAAGGGCCUAUUCCGGUAGUGCGCAAGGUUAUGUUAGCACAUACCGUUACGAUA